AUGCAACAAAAUCUUACUAAUCCAGAGACUACAGAUAGAGUGAUCUAUGGUCAAUACCAAAAUAAAAAUUUUGUCGGACCGGAAAAACCCACACCUAGAAAAUAUGUGCCUCAAAUUACUGGAAAAGGUCAGGAACAGAUUCAAAUGCAACAAAAUCUUAUUAAUCCAGAGACUACAGAUAGAGUGAUCUAUGGUCAAUACCAAAAUAAAAAUUUUGUCGGACCGGAAAGACCCACCCCUAGAAAAUAUGUGACUCAAAUUACUGGAAAAGAAUCGUCAAAGCAAGUGAUCCCAUCGAAACAAUCCAACAUUUAUGGAAAUAAGCAACAACCGCUGAAAAUUCAAGAAGAAAGAAAUCUAAAACCUCUACAGAUAUCUUCUAAUGAGCAAGUGCAAAAGUCUUCAGACACUGUUUUCGCGAAGAAUGAUGCACAAAAUCAAUUUAGUACACGUCAGGACAAACUUAAAGCAUUAAAUAAAAGCGGCCCAAGAGCGUUUUCCGGUCCCGUGGAGAAGGUGCUUAAAUGGCACAAGUCUUUACAAGAAGUGGGUAUUUUGAUACUUUAUGAAAUUGUUGCUAAAUGUGUUAGUGUGCGGUCAGGAGAUCCUUGCGCUAAAACCUUAGUAGUAAGAGACGAGAACGGUCCAGCUAUGCAAGUUGUUUAUUACGAAAUUGACUUCUUAUUGCCUGAAUUGAAGUUACCGUGCAUGGUUAGAGUAAUAGGCCGCAUGUUGUAUGGAACAUGUCGUCUGCAAGCGUUUCACGUGCGUCCAGCGACUGGAGACGAUGUCGCGACAUUACCGCGCCGUGCUGCAGUCGCACAGCACCACGUCACCAAGCUCUGCAAGGAGUACACCCUUACGAACUGA
Molecule: messenger RNA, 870 nt
Organism: Parnassius apollo (apollo)
Lineage: Eukaryota; Metazoa; Arthropoda; Insecta; Lepidoptera; Papilionidae
Source: the annotation of a GenBank genome assembly